CAUCACUGGAGGCACGAGGAACCACAGACCCAGCGGCAACGUAGCAGCCAGGCGAUUCUGCUGAAAACUUCGUUGGGUUUGAGUCGCCAGACCACCGCCGGGGCGUCCUGCGUUGCUGGCUCGCGCUCGUUAUUGACCAAGGCGGCAUGUCAGGGGGUGCAGGUGCAGAGCGUGGUGGGCGAGGCGUGCCGCGUGGGCGAGGGCCCCGUGUGGGAGGGCGCGACGGGCACGCUGCUCUACGUGGACGUGCUGGCGCAGGACGUGUGCAGGUGGCACCCGCAUACGGGCACCGUGGAGAAGGUGCACCUGGACGAGACGGUGGGGUGCGCGGUGCCGCGGCGCGGCCGGGCGGGCUACGCGGUGGCGUGCGGCACCACGUUCGGCCUGCUGGACUGGGACGAGCGGCGCUUCACCCCGGUGGUAACCGUCGACAAGGACCGCCCCAACAACCGCUUCAACGACGGCAAGGUGGACCCAGCGGGGCGCUUCUUUGCCGGCACCAUGGGCCACGAGACGGCACCGGCCGUGCUGGAGCGGAAGCAGGGCUCGCUCUACAGCCUGCACGCCGCGGGCAGCGACGGCAGCGACGCCACCGCCACGCGCCACUUCCGCGACGUCGACAUCUCCAAUGGCCUCGACUGGUCGCUCGACAACGCCACCUUCUUCUACAUCGACAGCCUCGCCUACAGCGUGUUCGCCUUCAAGUACGACGUCACCACCGGCGCCCUCUCGGAUCGCAGGGUGGUGUACCGCUUUGAGCAGGAUGAGGCGAUCCCUGAUGGGCAGUGCCUGGAUGCGGAGGGCCGCCUCUGGGUGGCCUGCUACAACGGGGGCCGUGUCAUUCGCAUCGAUCCCGAAACCGGCAAGCGCCUGCAGGUGGUGAAGCUGCCCGUGUCCAAGACGACCUCCUGCUGCUUCGGGGGCCCCGACUACGCGGAGCUCUUCGUCACGUCGGCCUGCGAGGGGCUGGACGCCGCCGGGCUGGCGCGCGAGCCCCAGGCCGGGAACGUCUUCAAGAUCACCGGACUGGGUGUCAAAGGUCGCGCGCCCUUUGAGUACGCGGGUUGACGCCCAUCUCCUGGCGUCUUGCGAUGGGAUGGCAGCAGUGAUGAUUCGCAUGAAUAAUGAUUAUUUAUGAUUAUUAUAAUAAUGAUAAACCUCGAUCCGUGACGAUUGUAGCACUACAUAUUUUAAUUAGGAUUAAAGCAAUGAUGGCUUACGAUGAUGACUGGUGUAAUGAUGUGUGAUUUAUAUAUACAUACAAUGGCGGGGAAGUAAAAAUUUA
This is a messenger RNA of Lethenteron reissneri (Far Eastern brook lamprey), 1285 nucleotides long. It is a transcript of the gene RGN, whose product is annotated as regucalcin. The record is from RefSeq and is a predicted model, not a curated record. Gene Ontology annotation, molecular function: gluconolactonase activity; calcium ion binding; enzyme regulator activity. Lineage: Eukaryota; Metazoa; Chordata; Hyperoartia; Petromyzontiformes; Petromyzontidae. Gene Ontology annotation, biological process: L-ascorbic acid biosynthetic process.